AUUCAGUCCAUAUGGUGACCGGCACGAUCUUGAUCAGUCUCGGCCCUCCUACACAAGUUCCUUCAUCUUAUCAUCCCAGGUGUUUAAAUACAAAUGUGCACGCCAGAUCUCUCAGCUGAGCGGACAAACACAACUCAAAUUGAAUUUCAUGAGACUCUCAUGGACAGUCUAUUUUCCCAGGUGGUGACGAUUGUACCUGGAACGUUUAUCAUGCUAUGGUCAUUAUUGCAUCAGGCAGAGGAUCUGUACUCAAAGGGUACUCGGUGGUUUUUGUUCCUCACACACACACCUAUCGACCGCACAACUGUCUUCAUCGAGCGGGAUCCCGAAGCUGCAGCGAUAAUGGGCACUGAUAUCACUGGGUACAAUGCACAGCUCACGUAUGCUUAAGGAGAUGGGAUUCUCAUUCCCACUUACCAAGUUGAGGGCUGUGCGCCUGCGUCGAGCAACUUGUAGGUCAGGUCGGGGCUCCCAAGCGAUUCUAAUGUAUUGUUUUGUAGCUGGCUUAAUGUAUUUUGGCAAAGGCGUUCUCCACCGUUCUCAGUGGGUACCCUCCUACCCAGAUCCCCACUUAACCUUGGACUAUUUUUACCACUUUCAUUGUUUUCAAUAUAUACAUGAUGUUCG
Molecule: messenger RNA, 627 nt
Organism: Suillus fuscotomentosus
Lineage: Eukaryota; Fungi; Basidiomycota; Agaricomycetes; Boletales; Suillaceae
Exons: 4
Coding region: 94-390 (98 amino acids)
Source: RefSeq, a predicted model, not a curated record